AUGACAAAUGCCAAUAAUUUGAGGUUUGCAGUUAAACAUCUCUACAAGCAGGUCAGAUAAAUGUCCUACAUGAAGUGUAUCCACUAAAACCCAAUUGUAAGAAAGAGUUAAAAAAAAACACUUAGAUAAAUUGCCCUCAGGUUCAUGGCACAAAACUGUUUUGCUUUUGACCUUAAUCGUUAAUCUCCCAGGAGUGAUAGACAUGUAACUUCUCCCCACAAUAUCCAUACAUUACCCAGUGAACAGGUUAGGAGAAUACUCAGACCUAUCAGGUAGAGGUUGUUAUCUUUAUCUCAGACCAAAUUCUUGUACCUAAUUUGUAAGAAAAUGAGUAGCAGCUAAAUGUUAGAAUUAAAAUCAGACCUUAGGUGUUAAAAGGUUAAUCUACUUGAUGGUUAUUUUUCUGGUGGAAAGUCCCAGCCAGGCUUAACCCUUAAAACCCAAAGAGUGAUCAGCAUUCAAUUUCUCCCCACAAUAGUAAUGCUGAAUCAUUUAUUGAGAGCACAAGAAUGGAGAGAAUGAUCACUAGCCUAAGAGGCUUUGAUUGUUUAACAUAUUCUCCUUGUCAGUAGUUAAGAAAAUGUAUAGAGAAUGGUAUAGAGAACAUGGAUACUGAUUGUAGAUAGAAAUAGUAGAGAUGGUAAGUUUUGUCUCACACUCAUCCAACGCUCGUGAAAAGACGAAAAAACAUAUUUCUUAAUUCUUUACCAAGCUCAAAACUUGCCAUCUCUACAAAAAAGUUGAGGUCAAUUCUUAUGAUGUUAGUUCAGAGAAUUUGGUAAUGGAUUAACUAAUAAUCCCUAAUUGAUAUUGUUUAUUUUCAAUACUUGUCUGCUUGAUAUUGUGUUAAUUUUAUAUAGUAUGGAGAAAUUAUGUCUCGGUCACUCAUGGGAGUUCAGAGGUUAAGGUGUGGUGUCAUUUUGCAGCAGAGAAGCUUUUUUGUGAAAGAUUUACCCACUUUCUUUACACAGAACCAAUGAGUCAAAUACAACUCAAUGCUUCAUAGGAGAAUAUUUCACUUGUCUAGUUACUCACAGUAUAGCUGGUUAGAGGUUGCUGAUCUUUUUCCUUUCUUUACAGUUAUUGUUUCUUGGAAGAGAUUAUCCAGCAGGAGAAAAGUAUUUUAAAUCCAAACUUAAACAAGCAUUUAUGAAAAACAGGGAUGAAACAGACCCUGAGAAGAUUAAGAUGUUGAUUGCCAGAGGAGAAUAUGUCAUCAAAGAGGUUGAAGCUUUGUACAUGUUACGAAAAUACAGGACUUUAAAGCAGCGAUACUAUGGAGACCAAUAAUGGCAUAAAACAUUGGCCAUUAGAAUGCUAAAUCAAAAUUUUCAGUGAUAGAUGCUCUUGCUUCAGGCUUAAUGACUAUGUAACUGCUUUGAGUGGUUAUUUCAGUUGUACAUAGUUUGAACUUCAGUUGUUCUAACUAUACAUGGCUGCAAAAAUUUCUUAAUAUAAUUUUGUAUAAGGGUUUUAAGUCAUGGCAACUUCUGCAUCAUCUAGUAAAGUAAUUUUUUGGAAUUCCUAUUUUGUUGGUUUAUGGAAUAGUGUCACAGAGGCUUUUUUUGGAGAGAACUGCUAAGGAGUUGCAGUGAGUUGCUGAUGAAAAAGAAGACUUUGUCACACUUUUGGAAAACAUUUGUGUCUGAAGAGUUAAAAGUUGUCAUUAUGACAUUUAAAUGACAGAUAAAGCUAACCACAAGGACAGUGUCAAUUGUAAACCAGUUUUCAUGUAGACAGUGCAUAUAUCCAUGCCAUAGGUAUCAGCUGGUAGCUUAAAAAGGUUGGAGAAGUGAUACACUGCUUCAGCAUUGUGUGACAUGAACAGGGUAUGCAUGUUACUCAAUCCUUAUAUGUUCCUCUAUCCCUAACUGGAGAAUGUGAAACCACCUUAUGACUCUUCCAAUGUCGAACCACUGACUAACAGCUCUGCAACAAAAAGGCCUUUGAAAGGCUCAGAUCACAGCUUAGAUUUGACCUUUUGUCAGUGAGGAUGGAAAUGGUAUUGAGUGGUACUCUUUUUCGCUGUUGGGAAUACUGAGGCAGAAUUAAAAUGAGAAACUGGGAUCAUGAUCAGGAAAAUGGGAUUUGUGCCAAGACCAGUUUUUAAAUCACAGUUUGUGCACCUCAAAAAUUGAGGCUUAAAUUUUUGGAGUUCAUCACUUGCAAUCGCUUUUAGAACAGUUAUCUAGUGAGUGUCCAAAGUGAGGGGGGUUUUAAUUAACUUUCCUCUGUGAUUGGUCCAGAAAACUCGCGCCAUCUUCUCAACCAAUCAUGCAAUUUUUUAAAAAAAUGGCGACUUGGUCAUUCUCGUUUUCCCGCGCUUUAGGCAGUUUGCAUGUUUUCACUCCUAGUUCUCAUUGGCUAAUGGGAAUGGAAGUCUUUGCUCUGACGAAGGGUUAACGCUCGAAACUUAAGCUCUGAAACUCUUUACGGUAACCAAUUUACAUUAUCAACCCAGUAGUACGACACAACUGCCUUUUGCUUUAUUGGUAACUGCUCUAUCUAAUUUUUUUUAAUCAAAGAUUUUAAUUAACAACACUAC
Pocillopora meandrina is the source of this 2545-nucleotide messenger RNA. NCBI's taxonomy places the organism in Eukaryota, Metazoa, Cnidaria, Anthozoa, Scleractinia, Pocilloporidae. The record is from the annotation of a GenBank genome assembly.